CAUAGGUCGAUAAACCCAAAACCCUAUACUUUCCGAAGACCUCAAAUUCUUGUCGCUAAUUCUCUGCUCUCGCCCUAGCAGUCGGUGCUUGACAUCGCCGCCUGCUCUCCGGAGCUCUAAAGACAUCCCAACCAGUCCAAAAGCCCAAAUAAAAACCACGAAGUAACUAACGCGAUACAGGCAGCCUUCACCCCCACAGCUGUAAACUCACGCAGGCAGCCUUCUGCGGUUGACGGUUCCGUUCCGCCUUCAAGCUUCAGCCUUCGACGUCGGCGUCCAGCAUUCCAGGUCUCCAGCUCCAACUCUCCAAGCCUUCAAGAGUUCUGGUUAUCAGGUAUUCAGGUACACCUUUGACCUUCGGAGUUCCAACCUGCUUCAGAAGUUCGGCCAUUGUUUUACACUUUUACAAAACUACAUUUUUUAACAUUUUCUUUUAUUGAUUAUGUGACCGACUUUUAAAAAUUAACAUUUUCUUUUAUUAAUUUAUUUGAUUAAUAAAAACAUACGAUUAUGUGACCAGUUUAUUAAUUGAUAAAUUGAUUUAAUUCAUAGUUGUUUAAUGUUUAUAAAUAAAUGAUUUUGAAUAGUUGACAAAUACUUAGUUGAUUUGUCAUUUGUUACAUGUUAAUCACUUAAUUGUUGAUUGUUACCUAUGGAGUGUUGGUGUUAUAAUUUGUUCAUUUUGUUAGGUAAAAAUUUUCAACUAUAGUUAAAUUUAUAAGUUUAACUAAUUUCUAGAUUUAAUAAAAAUGGUGUAUCUGGAUGGGAGAAAAAAUGAAGAAGAGAAGAAUAGAUAAUGUUGCCCCAAGUAAAAAAGGUUAAAUGGAAAAUGUUGCAAAAUGUUUUACCGGAUGACAAAGACACUAUCAUUCAAAUUAUUGAUUUUGUGAAGGUUAUGGAUUGUUGUCCGAACACAACAAUUGAUUAUAGGAUACUAUUGACAGUACCGGUAAAACUGUGGCCAUUGCGGAAAGAAGUUUUUCAAAGUUGAAGAUUCUCAAAAAUUAUUUGCGAUCAACAAUGUGUCAAGAAAGGCUUAAUGGAUUAGCUAUAUUAAGCAUUGAGCAUAAUGUGUUAGAAAAGCUUGAUUAUGAAGCUAUAGGUGAUGACUUUACUUCACAAUGUUCAGCAAGCAAUGUAUUUAAGUAAUUUUUAUUUGGUUAUUUUGAAAAUGUAAUUUGACUAUGUUUAAUUUAAUGAAUUCAAGUGUUUUCUUUAUUAUAAAAGUCUUCAAAUACUAUUAUUUUGCAUGUUAAUUUAGUCAGAAACGAGUUAUACAAUUUUCUUUUUUAAAUUUAGUCCCAUUUUAAAUUAUUCUCCCCUGGGCCUUCAGAUAUACAGGGCCGUCCCUGAUUGCAAUGAUGUUCCUAGAUUUUCAUUUUUUUCCUCACUAUUUUCGUUCCCUUUUCCUCUUGUUUCUGUUUGAACAUCUUCUUUAAAAAUCAACUGUUAGCCUGUCCAUCCUCAAAACUUUCUAAAAAAAUCAUAGAUUCAUGGUAGGGAUUCUACGCAGUCCCACUGGUGGAGAGGAAUAUUCAGAACCUAAAACUCAACGCGACCCAGAGCAGGUGGAAGCCAGUGACCUGCUUGCCGAACAAUUGCUUUUAGACUUGGAAGAAAACUCAAUUUCUUUUGCCGACUCAUUCCUUGAUUUUGAUAAUUUAAACUACUGGAUUGAUCAGGGAUCUGAAUCGCAUAGUAUGGAGUCUGCUGUCAAUGUUGAUAGCGUAUUUGGCUGUGAUGGAGCUCAUGAACAGGUAGAGUAUUCGGAGCAAAAAGAAAAGAUCGGUUCAUUGAGCUAUUUGGAAGCUAAAAAGAUAUACGAUAGUGAGGAAGUUAAAGUUAAGGAGGAGAUAGUGGUGAAUUCCGUAGAUGAGACGGUGGGGGAGUUGGGCUGUGUGACUGAGGACUUGAUUGAUCAGAAAUCGGACUCACAUAGUAUGAAGUCUGCUGUCAAUGUUGAUGGUGAAGAGGUAGAAUAUUCAGAGGAAAAAGAAAAGAUAGGCUCAUUAAGGUAUUUGGAAGCUGAAAAGAUAGAUUGUGGUGAGGAAGUCAAAGAGGAGGUAGUGGUGAAUUGUGGAGAUGAGAAGGUGAGGCAGUUGGGAUGUGUGAUUGAGAAGGAGAUGGGAAAAGUUAAUUUGAACGGCACAUAUAGUGUGAAGGAGGGUGUUGAAGCUAUGACUAGGGAGGCGGUUGUUGGAAUUACUGAAGAUAUGUAUUCUCAUGGUGUUAAGAGCAAUGAUAGUGAUCAUGAUGAACAAGUUAUUACCAUUAACACUGGAGACAAGAAAGAAGCAAUGGUUAAUGGAUCAAGGAUUGUUGGCAAAGAUGAGUCCGAUUCUGAUUCUGGAUGUGAUAGAGACAGUUUGUCUUCUUCUUCGUCUGCCUCCAGUAGUGAUGAUGAUGAUGAGAAAGGAGUCAAUAUCAUCAAUAAGAGGGCUUCUGAAAUUGAAGAAGGCGAGAUUCUAGCAUGUACUUCGGAUGAUAUGGUUGCUUGGAGUGAUGAUGAUGAUGGUAUGGAAGGCAGUGGUCCAAAGGGCCCAAUAAGGUCGAAGAAUGAGCUUCAGGAACUUCCUUUUGUUCCACCUGUUAAUGUGACUAUACAACCCCAUCACCAGACCCUGCCAGUUGGAAACGUUUCUUCAGUAAGGCCACGAUACUUGGAGCUCAAGUUAUUGUUGAAGGCGUGGAGAAGCACAGUCCUCUUAACGAGGGCUCAAUCCUGUGGAUAACUGAAACCAGAUCCCCGCUUGGGAUAGUUGAUGAAAUUUUUGGGCCCGUCAAGAACCCUUACUACAUUGUAAGGUAUAAUUCCGAAGAUGAAGUGCCUGCAGGGAUACAGCAAGGAACAGUGGUUUCUUUUGUCCAAGAAUUUGCACACCAUGUCCUUAACGACAAAAGUAUCUACAAGAAAGGUUAUGAUGCAUCUGGGGAAAACGACGAAGAAUUAUCAGAAGAGGGAGAGUUUUCGGACGACGAAAAGGAGGCAGAGUACAAGAGGAUGAUGAAGAUGAAAAAGAGGGGCACAAAUGAACACAAAUAUGGAGGGAACAAAAUGGAGAAGAAGAAGGUAAGAAAUCCACCAAUGUAUCAGAAACAUAAUCAAGUGAUAGAUGGUGGAAAUGUUACUAGCGGGAGCAUUAGUGUUCCAGUUGACCAAACCAAGACUCAAGGCUCCAACAAUGGUCAUUGGUCAAAUCCUGCAUCGACUCAAUCUGCACAGUUCCAUGGUUUCGGUGGUGCCCCUUCAAGUGGUGGAGGAUUGCCAUGUCAGCAGCAGCCACAGAACAAUGGGUUUCAGUCUCUUGCUAUGCAGCCGCAACAGCAGCAGCCACAAAACAAUGGAUUUCAGUCUUUCGCUAUGCCGCCGCAACAGCAACAGCAGCCACAAAACAAUGGGUUUCAGUCUUUCGCUAUGCCGCCGCAUCAGCAGCAGCAGCCACAAAACAAUGGGUUUCAAUCUUUCGCUAUGCCGCCGCAACAGCAGCAGCAGCAGCAGCCACAAAACAAUUGGUUUCAGUCUUUUGCUAUGCCACCGCAACAACAGAUGAUGCCCUUCCCAGGUGGCUUACCUGCCAUGAACAUGCAGUGGGCCCAGCCUUUUUUCAGCAUGCCUGUGGGUAAUAAUAUACCAAUGAAUAAUGUGGGUCCAAUGUUUCCGACUAACUUUGUGUUGCAUGGUGGACAGCCGAGUUUUGGUAUAUUCAACCAACCACCGCCACUUGGUGGACAAGGUUUACCCAUUAUGAAUCCCAGCCAACAACAAGUCUUACUCCCUAAAAAUGCAACACCUCAAAGUGAAUCUGGUAAUGAUUCCUGGCCCCAACCUCCUGGUGGACAGCCAAGUUUUGGGAUAUUCAACCAACCACCGCCACUUGGUGGACAAGGUUUACCCAUGAAUCCCAGCCAACAAGUCUUGCUCCCUAACAAUGCAACACCUCAAAGUGAACCUGGUAAAGAUUCCUGGUCGCAACCUUCUGGCACGCCGGAGCGUCCUAGGAAUUCUGAUCAACCUGGGAGCUUUCAAAGGAGCUUUCGCGGUGGCCGGCAAUCAAAUCACAGGGGUGGUGGCCGUUUUAGAGGCGGGAGGGGUAGACGGCAAAACAACAAUUGACUGGUCAAAUCAACAACUGGAAGUAUGUCUUCUCUAGGACAAAAAAACUAAUGUUUCGCGAAUUGAUAGCUAGUACUUGAGAAUGUAAUGCAGUGCAAUAAUGCAUUUGACCAAUUCUGUAUAAUAACUAGUUCAACUGGUUUGUGUGAUAUGAUAUUUUAUGCAUUUGUUUAUUCUUUGUGCUUAAACUUCUUCAAUUGCCUUAGUGUGAGGAAAUUUCUACCGUGCAUCUAAUAAUU
Messenger RNA from Cuscuta epithymum, 4353 nucleotides. The record is from the annotation of a GenBank genome assembly. NCBI's taxonomy places the organism in Eukaryota, Viridiplantae, Streptophyta, Magnoliopsida, Solanales, Convolvulaceae.